Lathyrus oleraceus (garden pea) is the source of this 2132-nucleotide messenger RNA. RefSeq names its product BTB/POZ domain-containing protein At1g50280. The transcript is spliced from 3 exons. The coding region runs from base 259 to 1890 and encodes 543 amino acids. Lineage: Eukaryota; Viridiplantae; Streptophyta; Magnoliopsida; Fabales; Fabaceae. The record is from RefSeq and is a predicted model, not a curated record.
AUAAUCUCAAAACCUGUCUUAUAUUGGACACAUUCAUGGGAUCUGUCAUAAAAUUGCCAAAAAUUUUAACAUAAUUAACACUGUAGACUCACGGCACAAAAACAUAUUCAAUGACAUAACAUAUUGUCAUUAUUAGAUUUGAGAAUAUAAAAAUAUGAGAAACCAUUCAACUUCAAAUCAUGAGUACUAGUACGUUCCAUAUAAAAAAAACACUCUUCAUCUAAAAGCACUUGGAAAACAAAAUAUGCACAAGUAGCUAUGACAAAGCCUUGUGAUUUGCAAAUCAAAGUUAAUGGCCAGCAGAUAUUUCUUUUGAAAGAGAAGAUUAUAUCAAAAUAUUGUGGAAAGGUGAAGAAAAUCUUGAAUCAUCAAAAGAGAAGAUGUCAUGUGAAGGAGAUGGGAAUUAGGAUCAGUGACUUCCCUGGAGGCUCAGAAGGGUUUGAGCUAGUUUCAAGGUUUUGUUACAACAAUGGAAAAAUACCAAUUGAUGUAGCUAAUGUGUCUCUUCUUCAUUGUUGUGCUAUUUAUCUUGGAAUGACUGAGGAAGUUUUCAACAACAAUCUUUUGCAACAGACGCAAACUUUUCUUGAGGGAAUUCAUUACUGGAAAUGGAAUGACAUGGUUUUAAGUCUAAUGAGUUGCAGAAUGUUUUAUGAGUAUGCAGAUUGUUAUGGUCUUUUGGAGAAGAUCAUUAGUGCAGUGUUAACAAAGAUUGUCCAAAAUUCAGAUGCAAACCUCAAUAUUUCCUUCACCUCGUUAUCGUCGUCGUCACCGUCGUCGUCGUCACCACCGUCUUCGCCGGAAAGCAAUUACGCCAAGAGAUUCUCUUCUUCAACACAAACUACAUCAGAAAAAACCAGCAAAGCAUGGUGGUUUGAAGAUUUGGAAACAUUACCACCAAAGAUAAUUGAGAAACUUUUUCAGUGCAUCGAAUCAUAUAAAGAUGAUAACAACAGUUUAAUCUUUACAAGAUUUCUGUUGCAAUAUCUGAAAACAGCUACUCAAACCAGAAACGCCGAUUACAGAAGCAACAGCGAGUAUGCUGCUCUUGCAGAAACAGCGGCUUAUGGAGUCAUAUUUGUAGGUAAGAAAAACUUCUCUUGCAGAGGUCUUUUUUGGGUAUUAAGGAUUGUUUCAAGAUUCGGGUUGAGCAAAAUUUGCAGAACCGAGCUAGAGAAAUUGAUUGGUGGAAUGCUCGAACAAGCAACGCUGGAUGAUCUUUUGGUCUCAGGGCAAGAUAUGGGGAUCUAUUAUGAUGUUAACUUGGUGAUAAGAUUGGUUAAACAAUUUGUUGAUACCAAUGGCUAUGAUGGAAUGUCUUUGCAGAAAAUGAAAAGGGUUGGUAGAUUAAUCGACAAGUAUCUGAGAGAGAUAUCACCUGAUCAGAAUCUCAAGAUCUCGAAAUUUCUUGGAGUUGCAGAAUGUUUGCCUGACUCUGCAAGGGAUUGCUUUGAUGGGAUCUACAGAGCCAUUGAUAUCUAUCUUGAGUCUCAUCCAAAUGUCCCAUUUGAGGAAAGAUCAAGAUUGUGCAAAUGUCUUAACUACAGUAAACUCAGCUUUGGAGCUAGUAAAGAUCUUGCAAAGAACCCCAGAAUACCUCCAAUGGUUGCAAUGCAGGCACUUAUUUCUCAACAAACAAAAAUUCCAACAAGCAACUUUGUAACUGAGAGUCCGAGAAAAAGCCGUUCGCAAAUAGUUCUGUAUAAUGAAGGUAAUAUUGACAGCUUCUCUCAAGAGAAAAAACACAUGAAAGUAAACCUGGAGAUAUUGAAAUGUAAGGCAGUAGAAGUAGAGAAAUUAGAAGAAAUGAAUGGUCAGAUUUCAAAUAUGUUUAGCCGUAAUGUCUUGCUCACUCCCGCUCGUGCUAGAGCCUCGCCGAGAUAUUGUUGAAUAUCUUCCUCUUGUUGUGUAUGUCUAUCACUAUCCAUUAUACACUGGUUUUUUAUUGUGUUGUAAAAAGCUGUCAUUUCAUUUUUAUUUUAUAUUUUUGCUUAGAAUUUCUACGUGAUAGAAGGAAUAGUAUAGAAAAUAUUCCAUCAUUAUAGCUCUUGAACUUCUUGCUUACAUGGAAAAUAUUGUACUUGAUAAAACACAAGAAAUAUGAUAUCUAGAGAUAGUAAUGUUUUGAUUGA